GACCUCGCCCGUUCAUAUCGCGGUUUAUAUGUUUCGUAUCACAGACGUGCGUAUUUACUGCUGCGCCUUCGCCUUCGUCUGUCGAUCGUCGUAUCGAGCUGGGGGUCGCGGUCGCAAACGAAUGCCAGAAAAGCAAAAGCUGCUCCAACAGGCUACCGUGGCCGUUGAAACCCGUAUUGAUCCCCCAAUAUCCUUUCACUUCCCCUUAAUCAAAGUCCUCCCAAACAAAGAGUGUCUUUCGUCCGUCGCCGCAAUUAGACCCGCGCUCGCAUGUAGUUGGUUUGAUGGUGUAUAAGUUCCACGGCAGUCAGUAUAAAGUAGUUACAGCUAUGGACUAUGGAAGACAAAAAGGAACAUAAGCCACACAGCCAAGCCCCCAAAAGCGGGCCGAGUCAGCCACGCCAAAGUACGCAAGCCAGCUGCCACUGCACGAGGGACAAGUAGAUGCUGCCACAUGGCGUGUGAGCAAAAAGACGGAAACGCCUGGUCCUGCGAUUUGGAUGUCCACAUGCCACGCCCGCCUCUUGCAAUAAAAACGGUUUGAAACCACCGGCAGGGGCCGCCUUGAAUCGUGCCAGCACUAGAGUCCUUUGCUUGCUAGAAUGUUACACGUAGCAAGGAAAGAGAAGAAAGGAAGGCAGGCAGGCAGGCAGGCCUUGGCGAACAUUUGCCUUGACAGCUCCAGGGAGCGAGAGCGGGAGCCAAAAACAACAAAAGUAACCUUGAAAUAAGAAAAAAUAAACUCCCAUGAGCCUGAACCCGG
Trichoderma atroviride IMI 206040 is the source of this 763-nucleotide messenger RNA. Lineage: Eukaryota; Fungi; Ascomycota; Sordariomycetes; Hypocreales; Hypocreaceae. The record is from RefSeq and is a predicted model, not a curated record.